Molecule: messenger RNA, 1148 nt
Organism: Thermothelomyces thermophilus ATCC 42464
Lineage: Eukaryota; Fungi; Ascomycota; Sordariomycetes; Sordariales; Chaetomiaceae
Exons: 1
Coding region: 173-1075 (300 amino acids)
Source: RefSeq, a predicted model, not a curated record
GCGAUGACGUGGGGAGGACCGACAAGUUCGGGAUCGGUUCAUCAUAAUAGUUCAUCUUUGAAUCUAAGUCUACAAGGCCCCGGAUCCCGGCUUGCAUUGAAGUACAGAGCGCCCAAAACCAGCGAACACAACUAACUACACUAUACAAGCUUAAUUGGACUUUGAUUUCGCCAUGGCUUCCUCGGGAGAAACGUGGUCGCUGACCGAGCACCUCCUUGCGACGGAAGAGCACCUCUACAAAUCGGCAACGCAGCACCCCUUCCUGCUCGCCGGCGCCGAGGGCCGGCUGCCCAAGGACAUCCUCAGCCGCUGGCUUGCCAACGACCGGCUGUACAUCCACUCAUACAUCCGCGCAGCAGGCCAGCUCCUCGCCUCCAUCGAUCUCCCCAAGCAAGUGCCCGGGUCGCAAGAGGCAUUUGAGACGCGGCUGGCAGACUGGCUCAUCGAGGCGCUUGUCGCCGUCCGCAAGGAGGAGCGUUUCUUCCUCGAUGUUGCCGAUCGUUACGGCCUCGGGAUCGAACCUGCGGUCCCAUUGCCCCCCGCCUCGGCCGACGCACAGGAUGCUGCUCCCCACGGCCGGGAGGUGCCUGGUCUGGUGCAAUACGAAUCCAUCUUUUCAUCCGUCGGCCGCCUUCCCGGGUCGUCCUCCACCACCACCACCACCACCACCGCCGCCGCCGCCGCUACUGCUGCUGCUGCGGCCACAUCCCAACCAGCCAUCCUUCCGUGGCUCGAAGGCGCGCUCACGUUCUGGGGAACCGAGCGAUGCUACCUGGACGCCUGGUCGUGGGCGCGCAACAAGGCAGAAGAACGCCGUUCUUCGGGAGAGCAGGCCGGGAAGGAGGACGCUGAUGGGGGCGCACUGCGCAAGGAAUUCAUUCCCAAUUGGAGCAGUCCGGAAUUCGCCCACUUUGUGGAUAAGUUGGCAAGGCUGAUUGAUGAAGCGGUGGCCAAAGUCCUGGAGGAGAAGGAAGGCGAUGCCAGGGAACAGACGAAGCAAGAGAUCUUAGGCAGGGUAGAGGGCAAAUGGCAGACGCUCCUAGAAGCCGAGAAACAGUUCUGGCCUGAUCUUUGAAAGCCUGGCUAUUCCAUUCGUCAAAUUAGAGGUCUAUUACUUGCGCACGUUGACAUGGCAUUCUGCAUUGCCA